CAGUGAGGUAUGAGUGUAAGGUGAGACACGGAGAACAUCAGCUUUGAUUCGGCACCCGCGUGAGCUCCUCAGUGCGCGUGAACGCUGCGCGCGCUCCCUACCUGUGGCUCAGGUAAACUCGGGGUCAGAGUCAGAAACAGCCCGCUUCAGACCGCCAGCGACAGCCGGGAGGAGUGAGAGGAGUGAGAGUCCGCGGAUUUAUUGAGUGUUAAUGAUAAGAAAGGCGGAGGGAAGGUGUGUUUAGGGAAGAAAAAUAAAUCGCUUUAGUCAGAAAACACACUUCCGCCAUCGGAAUCGCCGCGAGCGUGAAGCUCAGAACAACACCGGAGCUGCUGCCGAGUCUGAGACUCCUGCCAGGUCCUGACUGAAGUUGCCAUGCCUGGACACAGCACUGGGACCAAACAAAAGUCCCGCCCACACACCCACGGGUCGGGACGCUGCAGGUCCGAGUGUUACAGGCCGAGCCAGUGCAGCUUGAGCAACCAGGAUUCAUACCGAGGUCAUCACAUCGCCAAGCAGGAGUCCUACAGGAAUCAACACAACAUGAAUCAGGACUUGUACCAAGAUUACUCCACUGAUUUACCCCGGCUCAUCGACCCACGGCUGCCCCACGGUCCUCCACACGUCGCUAAAACCCAAAUGAGUUCAUAUCGAGACAAUCACACAACCAAUCACAAUUCAUACCGGGAGAAUCACAAAACAAAUCAGGAUUUGUUACAGAAUCACUACACAGCCAAUCAAUUUUGGUUCUGUGAUGAUCAGGAUCUAUAUCACAACCACGCCUCAAGUCCAGAUCGCAAACUGUCCCAGGAUUCAUGCCGGAAUUAUUCCACCAGCAAUCAGCACUCAUUCCGAGAUAAGGAUUCACACCGUGAUCACUGCACUGAUCCGCCACGCACCAUCGUCAUCGACACUCAGCCGUCCCGUGGCGCUGCUCGGAGCUGUGAUAACGGAUUGAUCCCGAGCGCUCAGUGCGGCUCGUGUUCCUGGUCAGAUUGCCGAACUCUGAUCUGCUGCAUCCUCACCUGUGGCUUUUACAGCCGCCAGCAGCCCUGCGUCCCCCCUAAUGAGAGUUCCACCGACCCGCCACCCAAAUCCGAGCCUGAACCGCGGCGACCCGAACCCAAAUCCGAGCCCAAGACAACUCAUCUGCCCAGUUCUGGAAGUUUCCGUUAUGGAGAUGUCUAUUUGGCGGGAAAGAAGGUAGUGUACUCGCCAAAUUCAGAUGCUCCAGCUCGACGCAACAGAUCCACAGCAAAGGGUGAGAGUCAAAGGCCCAUUAGCAACACUAGCAUUUACUCCAGAGAGGACCUGGACGUGGAUGACGUGGAUGACGGGGGCACCGAUAUCGACUCGCUAAUCACCAAGAAGCUUCUGGAGCUUUAUAAACUGCACCAGAUUGAGCAGCUGGCCAAGUGCACGUCAGACCUGUCAUUCUCACGCAAGACGAACGAAAUCAGUGACCUGAUCAACAGCAUCGCGCAGGACUACAACCUGGAGGAGCAGGAGGCCGAGUGCCGGCUCGUACACGGCGUCAUCCGCAUCAGCACACGCAAGUACAAGUCUCAGACUUCCAAAGGCUAUAAAAGCAAAGACUACAAAUCCCAGGAUGCACUGCUGCAGCCGAACGGGAGGAGGGAUGGGACGCUGCCGGACAGCGGCAAUGAAACCAUGACCUUUACCUUCAGCACUGAUGAACCGGAGAUGCUGGUGUCUGAUUUGACGCCCUCUGAUGAACUGGCGAGAAAGAUCAGAGGACACAGCAGGCGAACCGCGUAUUCUUCAGGAAUGGCUAUGGACUGGUCUGCAGAGCCGCUGCUGUGCUGACAGACGCCUGAUGGAGCCUCGCGGCUGGACUACAGACGUGUCGGCUGGACUACAGAAGCUUCAGCUGGAAUUUUGAUCGACGCUGCCUUGUUUGAUCAAAAUACUGAUUACAGACCAGAUGUCUGGAUUAAAGACUAAACAAACUGCAGACGGAGUCGUUUCAAGAGGUCACUGCCAUACUAAACACCACACGGAGGUAUUAGUGAGAUGCACAGCUGGAUUAAACUCUCAGCUGUAGUGCCGCAUGUUACAGAUGGCAGGUCUGGAUUAGAGACCACACGUCUGCUUUAUAAAUCACACGGCCGGGUUAAACACUUCAGAAUAAGACUAGAGACGUUUUUCAGCCCCUGGCAGAUUACAGAAGGCUGGAGGGGAUUUACAGAGCGCAGAUUAGCGACCGCACAGCUGGAUUAAAGAUCACACUGUGGAUUUGGAGAACACAAAGCCGAACCCUUCUCCAAAGAUCAGGAUGUUCAAAUCAUGUCUGCAUUAGAGAUUAGAAAGCACACCGGUGGAUUAAAGACCUUUGGACAGGAAUGAGAGAUGUGUGUAUUGGAUUAAACACUGACUGUCCUCCGGCCAGCUGACUGAGGCUCCUCCUCGGCUGAUUUGGAGCUCUGGCUGGAUGUUUUGUUUCUCUCACUCCAUAGCUUGUCAUUGUGUGUUUUUAUCAGAUGGAGGAUGUGUGUGUGGGUGUGUUGGGAUUAAAGUCGCACUCCGUACUGGUGAUUCUCCUGUAAAAAUCUCCUGUAUUGAGUCACAGAGCCGGAACCUGAGGAACCUGUGCUGCCGCUGCUCGCACACCACAUGCUGACCUUUUUAAACUCUUUUCUGGUCUCUGUGUCCCCGAUCACUCAGACUCGUUUUACUGCACUCCUUUUUUCCUCAUUAACCUCGUCUCUCAGGUUCUCUGACUUCCUGCGACUGUGUGGUGCUGGCUCACGCUGAAAGCAUGUGCUUUUGUUUGUGGUUUUUUUGUUUGUUUUUUUAAAUAUAUAUAAGGGCACAUCCUAUUUUUCCUGUGUCUUGUUUACAUGUGUCUGGUGCACGAACAAUCACAGACCCAGAAAGUGUGUUACAUUUAUGAGAAAGUGGCCAAGUUUGAGUUUUAUUUUCUAAAAUCUGCACUUUUAUGGACAAUCUUCUGUUCCUUUCUCUCGACAAACUUCUCUAAAGAUUACGGCCUCCUCCUCCUCUCUGUGUGUGUGUGUGUGUGUGCGCGCGCACGUGCGUGUGUGUGUACAGUAAACUGUGAACCUGUUUGUCUGGUUUGACAAAGCAGGAAACAAAUAAAAGGAAUUAAAGGAAAUGAAAUCCAAGCGUGUUGGAGGAGGAGCUGAAAAACUCAGCGAGGCUUUUUUUGGCAGUUUAUAUUUCAUUUAUCCCUCAAAAUUCUUCCUGUAAGUUUCUAAUAAAGUGGAAAAAGUUGGAAUGGUGAA
This is a messenger RNA of Neoarius graeffei (lesser salmon catfish), 3266 nucleotides long. RefSeq names its product keratinocyte differentiation factor 1a (gene kdf1a). The transcript is spliced from 4 exons. Gene Ontology annotation, cellular component: cell junction. The record is from RefSeq and is a predicted model, not a curated record. The coding region runs from base 376 to 1827 and encodes 483 amino acids. Gene Ontology annotation, biological process: regulation of epidermal cell division; keratinocyte development. NCBI's taxonomy places the organism in Eukaryota, Metazoa, Chordata, Actinopteri, Siluriformes, Ariidae.